CCGCUCGUAUUAGCCGUACAAAAUCCGUUUAUUGGUCUCGUUGCCGUCAUCACCAGCUGCAUUUCGUCUGGAUUCGCCGGUUGUUAUUUCGAAAAAAUCCUGAAAACAUCAGACACCUCCAUGUGGGUUCGCAAUAUUCAGUUGGGCAUUUCGGGUGCUUUUUUCUCCUUCGUGGGAAUGGUAAUGUACGAUUCACAAGCGUUGCGUGAAGGUGGAUUGCUUCAAGGCUAUGACUGGCUCACCUGGGUCGUCGUUGCCAAUCAAGCCCUGGGAGGUCUUCUCGUGGCCAUUGUAGUGAAAUAUGCGGAUAACAUUCUGAAAGGGUUCGCCACCAGCUUGUCCAUCAUUGUAUCGGGGAUUAUCAGCUUUUAUCUGUUCAACUUUCAACCUACGAUGCCAUUUGUGUUGGGAGCCGCCAUCGUCAUGGUUUCCUCUUACCUUUAUGGUAUCGAUUUCUCCAAAAAGAUGUCGGCUAUCAAACCUCACUGAUGAGCCGCCCCACUUCUUAUUUAUUCUCGUGUUUUGCUUUAUUCCUUCAUUCUCAUCAUUCUAUGUAUCUUGCAUUUAUUGGGCUUUACUUGCUUUUUUCUUUUUCACUUAUUUUCUAUUGUUUUAGAGCAGAAUGGGUUUUUGUUAUGUAUAGGAAGCUCGUGCUGGUUUUCCUUGCUUUUUCCUGUCGUUGUUUGUCUUUAUAUUUUAUUACUUUUUCUUUCCUUAAUUUUCUUUGUUUUAUAUGUAUUUUUACUUAUAUCACCUACAAUCAUCGUCUAAUGAACAAUAAUCCUUUCUAUAGUCUAUCUCACGCACUUGAAAACAAAAAAAUCAAGACAAUACAACACGAACCAGAUCAUGCUGUUCAUUUUAUUGCCC
Messenger RNA from Radiomyces spectabilis, 870 nucleotides. RefSeq lists its product as uncharacterized. The transcript has a single exon. Lineage: Eukaryota; Fungi; Mucoromycota; Mucoromycetes; Mucorales; Radiomycetaceae. The record is from RefSeq and is a predicted model, not a curated record. The annotation marks the transcript as partial.